This is a messenger RNA of Cherax quadricarinatus, 2526 nucleotides long. NCBI's taxonomy places the organism in Eukaryota, Metazoa, Arthropoda, Malacostraca, Decapoda, Parastacidae. The record is from RefSeq and is a predicted model, not a curated record.
AACAUGACCUUGAUUACCAGGUAAGGACAAGUCAGACAUCACCUGCUGCUCGAAAGGGCAGAAGAGGGAGGCCCGGGAGCUACAUCCUGACUGUAUGCCAAUCUUCAUCCCUGAUGAUGAUGAGUUCUUCGGCCAGUUCACUCAGCGGUGUAUGGAGUUCGUAAGAUCAAUGCCAGCUGUUCGUCCCAAGUGUAACUUUGGUCCCCGGGAGCAGAUGAACCAAAUCACAUCUUUUAUCGAUGCCAGCAAUGUGUAUGGCUCCAGCGUGGAAGAGUCCAAGGAGCUACGAAGCUUCACUGGUGGACUGUUAAAGGCGACAACGGCAGGCAAGACACUUCUCCCACCCAACCCAACAGAAUGUAAAGACACAUCUGGUACACAUUUCUGCUUCAAAGCGGGUGACAGCCGAGUGAACGAGCAGCCAGAGCUGGCCGCCAUGCACACCAUCUGGAUGCGUCAACACAACAGACUGGCCAAAGAGCUGCAGCAGCUCAACCCAGGAUGGAGCGACGAGAUCUUAUUCCAGGAGGCUCGCAGAAUCCUUGCCGCUCAGAUGCAGCACAUCACCUACAAUGAGUACCUCCCUAUUGUCCUUGGUCGAAAGUUCAUGGAAACCUUUGGUCUGGUACCCAGAAAACAUGGUUAUGCUCCAGGCUACCGCGAGGACGUCGACCCCACCAUCAUCAAUGCCUUCGCUGCUGCCGCCUUCAGAUACGGUCAUACUCUCAUCUCCGGCAACAUGGAAGCGUACAACAAGUUUGGUUUGGUGGAGAAGAACCUGCGGUUGAGUGAGAACCAGUUCUCUCCCUUCUUUUUGUACCAGCCUGGUGGGCUGGACUCCCUUCUGCGAGGCCUCUCCAUCCAGCCCAGCCAGAAGUUUGACCGCUUCUUCAGCCAAGAGCUGACCAACCACUUGUUCGCUGGUAAGAAUCGUUUUGGUAUGGAUCUGGUAGCACUGAACAUCCAGCGUGGCCGUGACCAUGGUCUGCCUGGCUACAAUAAGUGGAGGAAGAUAUGUAAUCUUCCUCUAGCCAAGAGUUUUGAUGAUCUCAGGGAUGUCAUCGACGAGGAGAUAAUCGACCAACUGCGGGUGUUGUAUAAGGAUGUUGACGACAUCGAUAUAUUCAUUGGUGGUAUCGCAGAGCGACCCACUGCAGGCUCCCUCCUGGGUCACACCUUCCUCUGUAUAGUUGGAGACCAGUUUGCUCGCCUCAGGGUGGGCGACAGAUUCUACUACGAGAAUGGUGGGUUAGAAUCCUCGUUCACAGAGGCCCAGCUAGAACAGAUCAAACGCACCAGCUUGGCCAGGAUAAUAUGUGACAAUUCUGACAACUUGGAGAUGAUGCAACCAUUAGCCUUCGUUCAAGCUGAGCUGGUCAACAAGCGCGCCCUCUGUAAGUCUGGAAACUUAAUCCCCAAGAUGUCGCUGCAGCCCUGGAAAAAUGAGCCUGUCUGGACGUAGUGUUGGUCAUAAACCUUAGAGAAAUGCACUUGUUUGGACAAAAUGUUAGUUAUGAACUGUAGAAAAAAAUAAACUUGUCUGGACAUAUUGAGGGGCCAGGAACCUGUCUGGGCAAACACCAUUUAUCAAUUGAUUUUGUUAAUUUUAGUAUAAGUAUUUGAUAACAUCAAAAAUUUCAGUUAUUAUCGAUUUACGAGAGACAAAUGAUCCCAUGACAAACACCUUUGAUAGUAACUGUUAGUAGUUGUUCACAUAAGUAAUAAUCAAAGUAGUGGGUUCCACCUUCAAAUUCCAACCGAAAAUAGUCAACCAUCUUUAAUUGUAUACAACUUGCAUUUGACUGUUGGUCAAACAGAAACAGUUUAUGGAAGUGCUUGAAGGCUUAAACAUGUGUGAAUUGAGACAGAAAUUCAUGAAAAAAAUUACAUUUCGUCAUAUAUCUGGAAUCUAAAGUUUAUGACGGUUGAAACCGUUCAUGAUCUGGCUAACUUAGUCUUUUCAUACAUAAAUUAUGCCAGGUUCUUGUAACCGGAGAAUUUCUCUUGAGGAUCAGAGACCAUUUGAGAGAUACCUCGAGAAUGAUUAAUUUGUUUCACUAGAAAGAGAAGCGGCCAUCAAACGUACAACGACUUGUAGUAUCAUGAGGAACACUCAAAGACACUCGUAUAACACAGAUGUUGAUAAAUAAAAAUAUUGAUUUCCUACUGCUUUUACUGAGGCUAAGACAGGAAUUUUAGUCAAAGAUUUAAAAAUGAUAUUAAGUGAAAUUUUGCUUAAGUGUAUAUUUGUCCAGUGUGACAAUAUCAAAAGCCCAUCAGUGUGAGGUGAUAACUGUAAAAAUGCGGUAAGUUCCCUGGAACAGAAAUUCCCAUAAUGCAAAAGAUGCGAGUGCUGUACGAGGCAUGUACGAGGCUUCAGCAACACUGAACAAAUAUACGACGAAACCAGUUAUUAUGUUUACAGUUUACAUACGGUAAAGCAUAUAAGGUAGAGCAUAUAUGGUGCAACAUAUAUGGUAGAGCAUAUAUGGUGCAACAUAUAUGGUAGAGCAUAUAUGGUGCAAC